Molecule: messenger RNA, 1378 nt
Organism: Psylliodes chrysocephalus
Lineage: Eukaryota; Metazoa; Arthropoda; Insecta; Coleoptera; Chrysomelidae
Source: the annotation of a GenBank genome assembly
GAUUCUUCUAAAGUUAGGUUAUGUUUCUAUCAAGCUUGUAGUGUUGUUCUGCACGUGGUUAAAGUUUUAUAAAGUUUUGUUUAUUUUAUAGUAUUUCCUUAUUAUUAUGGGCAAACCAGAAUUUUCUCCAGGAGGCCGAGGUGGAUUCGGCGGAGGCAGAGGCGGCGGAAGAGGUGGUGGAAGAGGUGGAUUCGGUGAUAGAGGCGGCAGAGGUGGAUUCGGAGAUAGAGGCGGCAGAGGUGGUUUUGGUGGAGGCGGAAGAGGAGGUUUUGGCGGCGGAGGAAGAGGAGGUGGUGGCAGAGGAGGCUUUGACCGUGGAGGUAGAGGAGGUGGUGGUCGGGGAGGCCGUGGAGGUGGUGGCCGAGGAGGCCGUGGUGGAGGCGGUGGGGGUUUCAAAGGAGGCAAAACAGUUGUUAUCGAACCUCAUAGACAUGAAGGAGUUUUUAUAGCCAGGGGUAAAGAGGAUGCUCUAGUCACACUCAAUCUUGUUCCUGGAUCAGAAGUUUAUGGAGAAAAAAGAAUAUCUGUAGAGACUGAUGGUAACAAAACAGAAUACAGAGUUUGGAAUCCAUUUAGAAGCAAGUUGGCUGCUGCCAUAUUGGGAGGAGUAGAUCAAAUACACAUGGCACCUGGUACCAAGGUUCUCUACUUAGGAGCUGCAUCAGGUACUACAGUCUCACAUGUUUCUGAUGUAGUAGGACCAGAAGGACUAGUAUAUGCAGUAGAAUUUUCACAUAGAUCAGGCAGAGAUCUGAUUAAUGUAGCAAAAAAACGUACAAACAUCAUUCCUAUCAUAGAAGAUGCUAGACAUCCACAUAAAUACAGAAUGUUAGUGGGCAUGGUAGAUACAGUUUUUGCUGAUGUAGCGCAGCCUGAUCAAGCUAGAAUUGUAGCACUAAAUUCUCAAUAUUUCCUUAAGAAUGGUGGCCAUUUUGUUAUAUCUAUUAAAGCUUCUUGUAUUGACUCGACUGCUCAACCUGAGGCUGUAUUUGCAGCUGAAGUAAAAAAAUUACAAGCUGAUAAGUUAAAACCUCAGGAACAAAUAACAUUAGAACCUUAUGAAAGAGACCACGCUGUAGUUGUUGGGGUUUUCAGGCCGCCCCCAAAGAAUUAAUUUUUGUAUUGAAUUAAAUUUUUGUAUUGUCCCAUAUUGUUUUCAGGAUCGGCAAUGGUUACUGUUAAUAAGAGAAUUAAAUUGACUUUAAUUAUUAUAACUUAAUAGGACAAUAGUGUCAUCUCUUUUUUUUUAACAAUUGUUUUUCUAUAUAAAAUAUUUUAUCAAUAUGGACAUUGAAAUAGUGAAUUAAGAAGUGUUUUGUAGAAUAAGAAAUAUUUUUCCUCGACUUGUUUUUUUUUUAAUAAAAACUCGUUUAAUAUU